CUAAAACAGUGUCAGUGCUGCCUGUGUUCUCAUCAUUUCUCAUGUAGAUGCUGGUGAUGAGCCUCGUUAGUUGAUGGCAUUGAUGCGAUGACAUCACUCAGAAUGGCUCAUCCUCUGAUAUUUCUGCUCAUGAUUGUGGGAGCUUUUGGAACAAAGUGGAGUGUGAAGUACAACCAACAGGAAAUAUGUGCUUUAAAAGGAUCCACAGUGUUUAUGAAUGGAACUUAUACUCACCCAGAAGGUCUUACAGUGAGAGAGACUUUUUGGACUAUAGACUCAAAUCAGACGCCUGAUCUGUCUAAAAACCCAGAUUAUUCAGGCAGAGUCGAGUAUUUCACUGAUGAACAGAAACACUUCUCCCUCAAACUGAGUGAUGUAAUGGAGAAGGAUGAACAUCAGUACUGUUUCAGAAUCAAAACAAAUGUCGAUAAAGAAAAAUGGCUGGGUAAACCUGGAGUUAAUCUCAGAAUUACAGACCUUCAUGUAGAAGCUCCUGAAGAAGUGACAGAGGGAGAAACAGCAGUUCUGACAUGUAAAACCACCUGCAGUCUGACUGACCCAACAUUCAUCUGGUACAAAAAUGGACAUCCUUUAACCACAAAGACCAUCAAGAACAACCAGCUCCACCUGCAGACAGUCAGCAGUGAGGAUGCAGGCAGUUAUAGCUGUGCUGUAAGAGGAUAUCAACACCUCCACUCUACUGCUCACAACCUCACAGUCAGAUAUCCUCCAAAGAAUGUCUCAGUGUCCAUCAGCCCCUCUGGAGGUGUGCUGGUGGGCUUUUCAGUGGAUCUGAGCUGCAGCAGUGAUGCAAACCCACCUGUGAAGAACUACUCCUGGUUUAAAGAAGGUGGAACUCCACCUGUAGGGUCAGGCCACAGUUACAGUCCUCUACAGAGUGGAUCUUACUACUGUGAGGCUCAGAAUGAACAUGGAGCUCAGAGAUCAGAUCUGAUGCCAGUCAAUUUAAAUGCUGCUGGAGUCGGACUUUGUGGGGUUGCAGUUUUUCUCACAGUAUUUUUCUGGAAAAGAAGGAAGAGGCAAACGAGAAAUAUGAAUGCGUCAAACUGUCUGAACACAGGCCUCAGUGCCCCGCCUCCUGAUGAUGACUCAUCCAGUGCUCAAGACUACGAGAAUGUAAUGCAAGUUGGCCUUAGAGCCCCGCCUCCUGAUGACGACUCAUCCAGUGCUCAUGACUACGAGAAUAUGACUAAAGCAGGUCUCAGAGCCUCACCUCCUGAUAAUGACUCAGCCAGUCUUCAUGACUAUGUCAAUGUGCCAUUUCUCAGCACAGAGAAACAGCGCCCUCCUCCUCUCAAUUGCAAACUGCAGACAGACACAGUCACACUAGUGAUGACAUCAAACCCCAUGGCCACUUAA
Colossoma macropomum (tambaqui) is the source of this 1380-nucleotide messenger RNA. Its product is annotated as B-cell receptor CD22-like. The coding region runs from base 88 to 1380 and encodes 430 amino acids. The transcript is spliced from 11 exons. NCBI's taxonomy places the organism in Eukaryota, Metazoa, Chordata, Actinopteri, Characiformes, Serrasalmidae. The record is from RefSeq and is a predicted model, not a curated record.